AGCCGCCCCUGCUCUUUAUAGAAAUUGUAAUUUAGAUUUCGCAAUCCACAUAUAUCUAAAAAUAGCACUGUAGCUAAAAAUAAUUCCUUUGGCAACUCUUCAAUUAGUAGUUAAAUAUGAAUCGAUAUCUAGUAGCCUAGCUUCUCUAAAAUUCUCCUUAAGCAAUAAUAACAAACCACAUGACAUCAACAAGAACUACCAGUAUAAUAAGCUCUACGAGCACAAACGACCUGACACCUAUAAGAACGGCUAUAGGUAUAGAUUUAGGUACGACUUAUAGUUGUGCUGCCAUUUUUAAGAACAAUAAGGUUAAGAUUAUAGUCAAUGACCAAGGUAAUAGAACUACACCUUCAUAUGUUGCAUUUACUGAUACAGAUAGAUUAGUGGGAGAUGCAGCCUAUUACCAAGCCCAGUUCAACCCUAGAAACACUAUAUUUGGAGCUAAACGAUUAAUUGGUAGGGAAUUUGACGAUGAUAUAGUUCAAUCUGAUAUUAAACAUUUACCCUAUAAAGUGGUCGAUGUAAACAAUAGACCAUAUAUUGAGGUCGAUGCGUGUGGAGAUAUGAAGAAAUUACCAGCAGAAGAGGUGGGAUCAAUGAUAUUAGCAAAGUUGAAAGAAGCUGCCGAGUCUGCAUUGGACCGUGAAGUCACUGAUGCUGUUAUAACUGUACCUGCUUAUUUCAAUGACUCGCAAAGGCAAUCUACCAAAGAUGCAGCCACAAUUGCGGGACUAAAUGUUUUGAGAAUAAUCAAUGAACCAACAGCAGCCGCUCUUGCGUAUGGUCUUAACAAGUUGGACGACGACCAUGAUAAUGACUUCAUGAAGAAAAGACCUACAGCUACAGGAUUAGCUGUACAGACUGAUUUAAGCGAAGGAAGAAAUAUAUUAGUUUAUGAUCUUGGUGGAGGAACGUUUGAUGUUUCAGUAUUAAAUAUUCGCGAAGGCGCCUUUCGAGUGAAGGCUACAGACGGAGACACUCAUCUAGGAGGGGAAGACUUUGACAAUAGACUUAUGGAAUAUUUUGCAAGGGGCUUUAAGAAAAUCACUUCAAAGGAUGUAGCUUCUAAUGAAACUGCAAUAGGAAAGUUGAAGAAAGCCAGUGAACAAGCCAAGCGUGUAUUAUCAACCAAUUCCAUGGUUAGAGUUCAAGUCGAUCUGUUAGUUGAUGGAGUAAAUCUUGAUAUUACUAUAACCAGAGCUGAAUUUGAAGAUUUAUGUUCCGACUUAUUUAAAGCUACUCUAGAUACGGUUAAAAGUGUCUUAACAGCAGCAGGACUAGAAAAAUACGCAAUUGAUGAAAUUAUUUUAGUUGGUGGAUCUACUCGUAUUCCCAAAAUUCAAAAAUUGGUAACUGAAUAUUUCGGUGAUAAAAAUCUAAAUAAAUCAAUUAAUGCCGAUGAAGCAGUUGCUUACGGUGCUGCUAUUCAAGCUUCAAUGUUGAUCAAUGAUGAAACUUCUACAAUUACAAAUCACGUAAGUCUACAAGAUGUGAAUUCACAAUCAUUGGGUAUUCGAGUCGUGGGUGGUGAAAUGAGCAUAGUGCUACCACGAAAUACACCCCUUCCAGCCUCAGCUUCUAAAACUUAUUAUAACUCUCAAGAUUAUCAAACUAUGAGAAAACAUGCAGUCUUUGAAGGAGAGCAAAAAUUGGUGAAAGAUAAUCACUUGUUAGGUGAAUUUGAUUUAAGAAAUAUCACAAAAGCUAAAAAGGGAGAGGCACCAGUUUUGGUAACGUUUUCACUAGAUCGUAAUGGUAUUUUAAAUGUUAGUGCAGUUGAUCAAGGGACUGGUUCUAAAGGAAGUAUCACUGUUAAGAAUGAAUCAAACAGAUUGAGUCAGGACCAGAUCAAAGAACUUAUUUCAAAUGGAGAAGUAUAUAAGCAGAAUGAUCAAGAAGAAUUAAUGAGGGUUGAGUCUAGAAAUGAUUUGGAAAGCUAUGUAUACACAGUAAGGGAGGCAUUCGAAGAUCAUAAGACUGAGCUUUCACCAUCAUAUAGGAGUUUUGUAGAACGUGAAAUAAAGAGCACACGUGAAUGGAUUGAAAAUACCAGAAGAGGAUCUAUUGAAGAAUACAAAUAUAAACAUGAUUGGUUUAAGCAAAAUGUGCAUCCCAUAAUGUUUCCAUAUUUGACAAAUCAAUAAAAAUGUAAUUAUGAAUUUAUUUGGGAAAUCCAAAUUUAUUGGAUAUAGAACUAUAUUGUUAAACAAAGGAUAAUAUUUACAUUUGAUUGAGUAUUGAUGAGUUGUAGACUAUUUCUUAUCUCUAUCUUAUCUCACCAU
Messenger RNA from Scheffersomyces coipomensis, 2282 nucleotides. Its product is annotated as chaperone. Bases 180 to 2144 code for a protein of 654 amino acids. Gene Ontology annotation, cellular component: cytoplasm. NCBI's taxonomy places the organism in Eukaryota, Fungi, Ascomycota, Pichiomycetes, Serinales, Debaryomycetaceae. The transcript has a single exon. The record is from RefSeq and is a predicted model, not a curated record. Gene Ontology annotation, molecular function: ATP binding; ATP-dependent protein folding chaperone.